AUGGCCCGCGUGGCUGCAGCCCUGGCCUGGGCGCUGGCGCUCCUCUCAGCGUUUCCCGCCGCCCACGCGCGGAAAGGCCCCGGGGAGGACGCUGGGCAGAGCAGCGCGGACAAGGGCUGGGCGGAGCAGGCCCAGCAGCUGAAACUGGCCCUGGAGGCCGCGAACCUGAAAGCCAGCCUUGAGCAGGACCUGCACAACAUGAACACGCUCCUGGAGAAGCUGGGCCCUCUGAGCGGGCAGGGCGGCCCUCUCGGGCUCCCUCCCGGACUCCCUCCCGACCCCGAGGGCGUGCGGCGGCAGCUGCAGGCGGAGCUGCAGGAGGUGAGCGCACGCCUGGAGCCCCGCAUGGCGGAGGCGCACGCGCGCCUGAGCUGGAACCUGCAGGGGCUGCGGCAGCGCCUGGAGCCCUACACCGCGGCCCUGGUGGAACAGGUGGCGCUGCGCGUGGAGGAGCUGCAGGAGCAGCUGCGCGCGGUCGGCAAGGACACCAAGGCCCAACUGCUGGGCAGCGUGGCCGAGGCGCGGGACCGGCUGCAGGAGCUGCGGGGCGGCCUGGCGCACCACACCGGCCGCGCCAAGCAGCUGCUCCACCCGCCCGCCCAGCGCCUGCUGCGCGGCAUCGGGCAGCACGUGCGGGAGCUGCACCGCAGCGUGGCCCCGCACGCCCUGGCCAGCCCCGCGCGCCUCAGCCGCUGCGUGCAGCGGCUCUCCCGCAAGCUCACGCUCAAGGCCGAGGCCCUGCACGCGGGCAUCCAGCAGAACCUGGACCACCUGCACAAGGAGCUUAGCGCCUUCGGCGGCGCGGAGGACGAGGCUCACCCAGACCCCCGGGCGCUGUCCCAGGAGGUGCGCCAGCGCCUGCAGGCUUUCCGCCAGGACACCCUGCUGCAGAUCGCCGCCUUCACCCGCGCCAUCGACCAAGAGACGCAGGAGGUCCAGCAGCAGCUGGCGCCGCCCCCGCCCAGCCACAGCGCCUUCGCCCCUGAGUUCCUCCCCGAGGACGAUGGCAAGGCCCGGAGCAGGCUGCAGGCCCGGCUGGACGACCUGUGGGAGGACAUAAACUACAGCCUUCGCGACCAUGAUCCGGGCCACGGAGGGGAGCCCUGA
Messenger RNA from Pipistrellus nathusii (Nathusius's pipistrelle), 1107 nucleotides. The record is from the annotation of a GenBank genome assembly. NCBI's taxonomy places the organism in Eukaryota, Metazoa, Chordata, Mammalia, Chiroptera, Vespertilionidae.